Molecule: messenger RNA, 1746 nt
Organism: Zasmidium cellare ATCC 36951
Lineage: Eukaryota; Fungi; Ascomycota; Dothideomycetes; Mycosphaerellales; Mycosphaerellaceae
Exons: 1
Coding region: 1-1746 (581 amino acids)
Biological process (GO): adenosine catabolic process; inosine biosynthetic process
Molecular function (GO): adenosine deaminase activity
Source: RefSeq, a predicted model, not a curated record
AUGGCCUCCUCACAGCCAGGCCCAGUGUCAGAUGAAGAGUACGCCAAGCAGGAAGGCGUUCCGAGCUACGACCAGCCCUUCAUCCAGAAGUACCUCGAUGGGAGAGAUGCUUUGAUCGCACAGGAAAAGGCCCAACGCUACGAUCAUGCUUUCAGGGAAACACUCUCGCCAAUGGCUGCCGAGGCGUCUACUAUCGUUUCGGCCAUUCGAUACGAAGAGCAGCAGACUCUCUGGCAGCCGAGCGUGGAGGACGAAUUGGCCAUUUCGACCAAAGGCAACAUCUACCCCGGCAUGAUGUUCACUCUCGCCAAGGAGCGCAUGGAGAAGAGCAAACUCUGGCAAAUUGUCAAGAAGAUGCCAAAGGGGGCGUUGCUGCAUUGUCACUUGGAUGCUACUGGCGACAUGGACUGGCUGAUUGAGACCGCUUUUGCCACUCCCGGUAUCUGCAUUCUAUCAGAGCAACCUCUCGACACGGCUGAGCGGCGUACCAAAUCACUCUUCAAAUUCCGCUUCACCAAGUCAGAAUCAGUAUCAGAAGGCCCAUCAAUCUGGUCAGAACCUUACAGAUCCGACCACAGGAUACCAAUUGCCAAGGCCGCCGAAAGUUUCCCCGAUGGUGGCAAAACUGGAUUUAUCAAAUGGCUCAAGGACAGAAUGACAAUCACUGAACAAGAAUCUAUCUCCCACCACAUGGGCCCCAACGACAUCUGGGUCAAGUUCAUCUCCUGCUUCGCCGUGGUAAAGACCUUCCACCGCUACGAACCCAUCUUCCGCGCCUUCAUCCGUCUCAUUCUCAAAUCCUUACACGAAGAUGGCAUCCGAUGGGUCGAUAUCCGAACCGACUUUACCACACCCUACUUCUGCGAGGGCUCAGAGACGCCUGAAGACGGCAACUUCACCUUCCUCGAGCACCUUGAAGAGGAAAUCGCCAAGUUCAAAGCAUCGCCUGAAGGCAAAGGCUUCUGGGGUGCACGUGUGAUCUGGACGACCAUUCGGCAUGGUGGCACUCGCCUAAUUGUGGAAGACAUGAAGGACUGCAUCGACUGCAAGUGCGAGUUCCCUGAGCUCAUCGGCGGCUACGAUCUCGUAGGGCAAGAAGAUCUCGGGCGUUCGCUUGUCGACCUCCUGCCAGAACUCUUCUGGUUCAAGAAGGCAUGUGCGGAGUCCGGUGUCGACAUCCCUUUCUUCUUCCACGCCGGUGAAACCCUGGGCGACGGCAAUGACGUAGACGAGAACGUGUACGACGCCAUCCUCCUCGGCACUCGCCGCAUCGGCCAUGGCAUUACGCUCUACCGCCACCCUCUCCUCUGCGACAUGGUCAAAGACAAGAAGAUCCUCAUCGAAUCCUGCCCCGUCUCCAACGAAGUCCUGCGCUUCACCGGCAGCAUCAUGAUGAACACUCUCCCUGCUCUCCUCGCAAAGGGCGUGCCCUGCAGUCUGUCCAACGACGACCCCGCCAUCUUGGGCCAGGGCAGCAGCGGCAUGAGUCAUGAUUUCUGGCAGUCACUCCAAGGUUGGGAUAAUCUCGGGCUUCCCGGUCUGGCGUCAUUGGCAGAGAACAGUGUUCGAUGGGCGAACUUCGAAAACUGCACGGCGAAAGAGUGGAACGCUGAAAUCAAAGCCGGCGCAUUUGGUGAAGGUAUCAGGGCAGAGAGGAUGAAAGAGUGGGCAAAAGAGUUUGAGACCUUCUGUGCGUGGAUCGUCAAGGAGUAUGGCGAGGCCAGGGAGGUGGAAGGCCUGGACUGA